Molecule: messenger RNA, 4570 nt
Organism: Hypanus sabinus (Atlantic stingray)
Lineage: Eukaryota; Metazoa; Chordata; Chondrichthyes; Myliobatiformes; Dasyatidae
Product: ribosomal protein S6 kinase-related protein-like
Exons: 12
Coding region: 662-2107 (481 amino acids)
Biological process (GO): protein phosphorylation
Molecular function (GO): protein kinase activity; ATP binding
Source: RefSeq, a predicted model, not a curated record
UUCCACAUUCCCAAAAUUUACGGGUUAAGGUUAGUAAAUUGUGGGCAUGCUACGUUGGUGGCAGAAGCAGCGCGACAUUUCCGAGCUGCGUCCCCCACUACCGUGCUCAUAAUGUCUGUGAUGGUUACUGGCGCAGAAUUAUGCAUUUCACUGUUCGUUUCGAUGUACACGUAACAAACAAAGCGAACACAUGUUUUAUUUGCGGUGUAAAAUGUAAAAUACCAAGAUACAGUGGAAAGCUUCUCUUUCAUAGAGAUCAAAUCAUUGAGGCAGAAUAUGGUCAAACAAUUACAAUGCAGAAAGCACAUUAUCAGGAAUACUUAGUGACAGAUGAGUGAGAUUUCAAACGGUACAACGAUUAUCAUAGAAGUAAUAUAUUAAUUUUCCUGGGAGCAGUUUGCAAUGAGUCGUCACGCUCCAGUGACAUCUUCAGAAGUGGCGUGAAACAUUUCUCUGUUCAUCCUUCCACGGCGUGGCUCAGAAUUUUAGAAACUGCCUUUUGAGUGAGUUUGGAGUUGUUAGUCGCUGUCUUUCAGGAUCCCAGGCUGCCUGCCGGGAGAGAACAGCGGCGGUCCUCCAGCAUCCCAGAAUGCUGCGGGCCGAUCACCGGCAGCCCGAGUUGCCCCGGGAGAUGUGACUGUCGGCAGCCCGGUGCCCGGCCAUGGGGAACGAGCGGAGCGCGGCCGGGGGCGGCAACUCCUCUAGUCGGUCAGUCCCCGCCACGAAAUGGAAGGGGGCUGUGUCCAAGAUGGGGCUGUCGCUCUCGAGCUGGUUUUCAGGGCCCUUCCUGACAGCCGGGACACGCGUCCAGGAGCGGCGACGACCAUCUGAGGAGCGAGGCACGGCCGGCUGCUCCGGAAGCACGGGAUGGCCCUUCCCUCGAUUCAUCUCGCUGUUCUUUCCGGUUUUCCCCUACAAAUCCCAGCAGAUGGCUCACGAGUUCCAGGACGUUGAAUUCAUCGCCAAAGGCUCCCUGGGACCCAUCUUGAAAGCCCGUCGAAGGACCGACAAGAAAAUUUAUGCAGUGAAGGUGCUGCUGAAAACAGAGGUGGUACGGCAAGGAAUCCUGGAACAGUGUAUCGAUGGAGUUGUCAUUCAGUGUGUGAUUAUCACUGUGCUGGCGACCUCUCGAGGCUCUGGAGUGAUCGAAAACCACUGGCUGAGAGCAGAGUGCGAGUCUUUGCAGCCGAAUUGGGCUCUGCCAUCGAUUUGGAAGGUACGGCCCAGAUCCGGGUCAGGAUCUGUUCAGCAGUCUCAUCACAGUUGGAAAGAAGCUGUUCCCAAAUCUGGCCGUACGAAUCUUCAAGCUCCUGAACCUUCUCCCGGGGGGAAGAGGAACAAAAAGUGUGCUGGCUACGUGGGUUGUGUCCUUGAUUAUCCUGGCAGCACUGAUUUAUUAUUUAUUAUUCACGGGUCUAGAUGGCAGAAAGUCGAGGGCUCUGCCGGGGCCAACUGCCUGCCCCUCUUCCGAGGCAACGUUCAUGCCCAGCUGUCCUCAGAGAGGGAGCAUAUGGUCACAGUGGGGAACUUACAGGAGCAGUGGGCUUCCUGGGGUUUCCUUCACGAUUUUGGAGUCAUCCACCGAGACGUGAAGAUGGAGAACAUUCUUCUGACUGAGCGGGGCCAUAUCAUGCUGACGGAUUUCGGGUUGUCUCGCAGACUCUGGCGGGGAGAGAGGGCUCACACCAUCUGUGGAACUGUCCAGUACAUGGCUCCCGAGGUGUUGAGGGGCAGCCCCUACAACCACUCGGCUGACUGGUGGUCUCUCGGAGUGCUUCUCUACGCGUUGGCUACUGGCGAGUUUCCAGUGGAGUCUCAAUGUGACCACGUGUCCAUGUGGAAGAGCCUGCAGCGAGUUCACGUUUCCCCACCGACCUCCGUCAGCCAGGACCUCGCCUUCCUCCUCUCUGAGUUGCUGUGCCCCGACCCUCGGCUCCGCCUGCACCGCCUCGACGCCUUCAGUGAGCAACGUUUCUUCAGCGGGCUGUCCUUUGACCCUGAGCUGCUGCACAGGCAACCAGUGGAGUUCAGCAUCCCCACCGGAGACCAGCCCCAACCCAGCCCCUACCCACUGCUCUUCCCCAGCUUUGACUGGCAGGCUGAAUGAGGGACUCCCCUUGCCUCAGUCCCUCCCUCCACCAAUGGGACAUUCCCUCACUCCAUCUGUCCGUCAGCCCUCCGUCCCUCACUCCUGCUCCCCCUCCAUCCCUCACUCCCACUCCCCUCUGUCCCUCACUUCUGCUCCCUCUCCAUCCCUCACACCCUCUACCCCUCCGUCCCUCACUCCUGCUCCCCCUCCAUCCCUCGCUCCCACUCCCCUCCGUCCCUCACUUCUGCUCCCUCUCCAUCCCUCACUACCUCUACCCCUCCAUCCCUCGCUCUCUCCCCGUCCCUCACUCCGUCUCCCCCUCAUCCCACACUCCUGCUCCCCCUCCAUCCCUCACUCCAUCUCCCCCUCCAUCCCUUGCUCCCGCUCCCCCUCUUUCCCUCGUUCCAUCCUCAACGAGGGACAAAGGCAGAAAAAAGGAAAUUAUAAACCAUUUAGCCUGACCUCAGUGGUUGGGAAAGUGUUGGAGUUGAUUAAUUAAGGAUGAGCUGUAGGGUAGUUGGAGGCACAUGAUAAAAUGGGCUGUAGUCAGCAUGGUUUCCUCAAGGGAAAAUCUUCCCUGACAUAUCUGUUGGAAUUCUUUGAAGAUAUAACAAGAAGGGUAGACAAAGGAGAAUUGGUGGCUGUUGUAUAUGCAGGUUUUCAGAAGGCCUUUGACAAGAAGUGGCAGAUGGAAUACAGUGUUAGGAAGUGUGUGGUCAGGCACUUUGGCAGAAGAAAUGAAAGCAUAGACUGUUUUCUAAAUAGGGAGAAAAUCCAAUAAUCUGAGGUGGAAAGGCACUUGGGAGUGCUUGUGCAGGAUUCCCUAAAGGUUGAUUUGCAGGUUGAGCCAGUGGUGAGGAAGGCAAAUGCAUCGUUAGCAUUCAUUUUGAGAGGACGAAUAUAAAAACAGAAUGAGGCUGUAUAAGGCAUGGGUGGGGCCUCACUUGCAGUGUUGUGGGCAGUUCUGGGCCCCUUAUUUGAGAAAGGAUGUGGUGACAUUAGAGAGCAUUCAGAGGAGGUUCUCAAAACAUGGGAAUGAAAGGCUUCGUGUAUGAGGAAUGAUUGAUGGCUCUGGGCUUGUACUCACUGGAAUGUAGAAGAAUGGGGACAUCGGUGUGGGAGGGAGUUGAAUGUCGAAAGGCCUAGAGUGAAUUUGGAGAAGAUAUUUCCUAUGGUGCAGAGAGUCUAGGAUCAGAGGGCACAGACUCGAAACAGGGGAAUGUCAAUUUAGAACAGAGAUAGGGAAUUUCUUUAGCUAGAGUGGCAAAUCUGUGAAAUUCAUUGCCACAUACAGUUGUGAAGGCCAAAUCAUUGGGCAUAUUUAAAUCAGAGAUCCAUAGAUUCUUGAUAAGUCAGGGCGUGAAAGGUUAUGGUGAGGAGGCAGGAGAAUGCGGUUGAGAGGGAAAUGGAUCAGCUAUGACCAAAUGGUGGAGCAGACUCGAUGGGCCAAAUGGCCUAAUUCUGUGUAUGUCUUCCCUCAACCUCCAUACCUCUCUGCCUCCGUCCCUCACUCCCUCUCUCUGCUUUCCCUGCACACAUGCAUUCCUCCCCCUGGCAGAAAUACUCUCCACCUCCAUCCCUGUCGCAAUCUCCCAAUCACCCAUUACCUCUCCCUUUGUUCUCUUGCCCCUGCUCCCUCAUUACCUCUCUCAAUCUCUCAUCCUGAUGCCCCUCUCCCUACCCCCACCUGCCCCUCACUCUGUUUUCCCUCGUCCAAGGCUCUGUCUGAGUUGUCAGCAAAGGUGUAUCCCGUAUCUCCAUCCCUCAAAGUAAAUUUAUCACAUCACCCUAUACAACCCUGACAUUCACAGUAAAUACAAAGGAAAAAGCAAAACAAUAAUAAAUAAACAAACAAUAAAUAUAUCGUGAACAAGUCCUUGAAAGUGAGUCCAUAGGAUGUGGGAACGUGUCAGCGAUGGGGUGAGUGAAGUUAUCCCCUCUGGUUACAAGUGGUAAUAACUGUUCCUGAACCCUGUGGUGUGAGUCUUGAAGCUCCUGUACCACCUUCCUGAUGACUGGAGCAAGAAUAGUUCAUGAUCUAGGUGGUGGGGGUCAUAAUGAUGGAUGCUGUUUUCCUGCGACCUCUCCAUGUAGAUGGUGUGGGACUGGGCUGUGUCCACUACUUUAUCCAGGAUUUUCUGUUCAAAGGACAUUGGCAUUUCCAUACCAGGCUGUGAAGCCACCAGUCAAUAUACUCUCCGCCACACAUGCAUGGAAGUUUGUCAAAGUUUUAGAUGCCAUGCCAUCUUCACAAAUUUCUAAGAAAGUAGAGGUGCUGGGCACAGGACAGGACAGGUCCUCUGAAAUUCUAACAUUGGGGAAAUUAACGUUACUGAUCCCCUCCACCUCUGAUUUCCCCGCCUGCCCGGUUCCUCCUCCUGAAGUCAAUAAUCAGCUCCUUGGUCUUGCUGAUAUUGAGUGAGAAGCUGUUGUUAUGGCACCACUCAGUUAGAUUCUCAAUCUCUCCAAUUCAUUACCACC